Messenger RNA from Onthophagus taurus, 2108 nucleotides. RefSeq names its product solute carrier organic anion transporter family member 74D. The record is from RefSeq and is a predicted model, not a curated record. Gene Ontology annotation, molecular function: protein binding. Lineage: Eukaryota; Metazoa; Arthropoda; Insecta; Coleoptera; Scarabaeidae. Gene Ontology annotation, cellular component: basolateral plasma membrane. Gene Ontology annotation, biological process: sodium-independent organic anion transport; transmembrane transport.
GUUACACUAGCAGCUCAAAACAGGUUCAGCAUUGCCGCCGAGAUGAUCCACCCUCGAGAAAUAAUGCGCACUAAUUCUGAAGUUGGAAGUCAAUUUUCCGCCCCAAUAAAUAAUAGACGAACAACAACGAUAGAUUGUGGAUGGGCUGCCUUGCCGUGUUUGGCCCAACGGUUAAAUUUGGAGAGAUGGGCGAAAGCGGGAGUUUUUCUAUAUUUCUUCGCCCAUUUAGGAGCUCUUCAAGGAGUAAUGCUUAGUUAUUUUAGAGGAACCGCCCAUAUUUGGAUGCAACAUUAUCAAUAUUCUGAAAUUUUAAUUGGAUGGUUGUUAUAUUCCAACGAAAUAUUCGUCGGGGUUUUUGCCCUUUUAAUAUCGUAUUGGGGUAAUAGGAUUCAUAGAGUAUCUUGGUUGGGUGGUUUAGCAAUUUUCCAAUCUUUUAUUGCUAUAUUUUUGGUUAUCCCAGAAACUCACGAACCUCGUUUAGAUGAUUUCCGUAAUACAACAGUGACGGAUUUUCUCUGCACCAAUUUCUUUAGUAAGCUUCAGUUAGGAUUGGAAUUUAAUUAUAUCGCCUUAAUAUUGUUAUUUUUAUUCCAAUUAUUUUUUGGAUUUGCCACAAUAUCUUUUUACACACUUGGGUUGUCCUAUAUUGACGAUAACAUUGAGAAAGAUAAUGCCUCAACGUAUUUAGCGAUUCCCAUGGCUGCGAAAAUUUUUGGAAAACAAGUUGGGUUGUAUUUAUCUUGGGCGCCGGCUCUCUCCAAUAAUUUAAUAAUUUUUACCACUCCAGCAUGGUUGGUUUUAUCAUCGUUAAUAUUCAUUUUUGGCAGCAUCAUCACGUUAUUUCCAAUCAGUUUACCUGCUAUGGCGUUAAAAAAAGCGGUUGCAUCUUUGUUGAGUUUAGCUGGAAGGCACAUUGAGGGGGAUGAUGAAGAAUGCGAUGAAGAAGAUGAAGAAAUAGAAGUAACACAAGAUGGGUUUUUUACAACGCUUUGGAGGCUCUUAAAAAAUCCUGUCUUGAUGUUAAAUAUUGCCGCGUGCACCUUCGCUGGAAUAGCCUUCGUAAAUUUGGAGAUUUUUCAAAAUAAAUUUUUUCAAUCACGAUUUUUCGUUCAAGUUGGAUCAGAUCUUUCCGGUUAUCAAGACAACCUCAUCUCAAAAAUAGCAAACGUUAUUAAAUACCCUUUCAUAGCUACGUCACUUAUCGCAACAGGUUUCAUUAUCGCCAAAGUGAAACCAAAACUUAAAUACAUAGCAUUGUUCAACGUCAUGAUUUACACUAUCACAGCAUUGAGCUUCAUCAGUUUAGCAUUUUUAAGUUGUGACGUCACACUUCAAAGCGAUAUUCCUGGAAGGUUAAUAACGCCAUCGUGUAGUAGUCAUUGUUAUUGCCCAAAAAACACUCCGUUCGUACCAGUGUGUACCGUUGAAGGACAAAAAACUUAUUUCUCACCUUGUCACGCUGGAUGUCAAAAUGUGAGCUUUUCAAAUACGAAGAUUUAUUCGGGGUGUACUUGCGGAGAAAGUACUACUUCUGUAACAGAAACAUCCGCAACUGAAGGUGCUUGCAACCAAACUACUUGUAGCUUAUAUUUUGUUGUAGCUCAAGCCAGUAUUGUAAUGGCUAGCUCAUCUAUGGUCAGCACAGUUAUUACGAAUUUAUUAAUUAAUUUAAGAGUGGUUGAGCCUGCAGAUAAAGCUAUGGCUUUAGCUUUGGAAUGUACAUUUUUAGGAAUAUUACCAUAUGUUCCUGGGAAAAUUAUUUAUUCUUAUGUAGCUGAAUCACUUUGUAGAUAUACCGGAAAUAAUGGAUGUUUAUUAAAUUCUAAAUCAUUUGGAUUAUUUUUCUCAGUAACAACAAUAGUACUUAUUGGAAUAGCUGCUUUGAUAUCAGUAGGUGUAGUAUUAUUAAUCGGAGAUAUUCACAUUUGGACUAAGGAGGAUGAACCUUCAACGGCAAAUAGAGAUGAAAUUGAAAGAAGUCGUGUUGACAGUGAUUUUGGUACGGAUGAUAAUUUGGAUUUUAACUUAAGAUCGGUUGGGCAACAAGAAAGAAACGAUAAUCGAGAGAGAUCUAGUAUAUUGCAAUCGUCAUUUUAGGUGACAAUAAU